Hordeum vulgare subsp. vulgare (domesticated barley) is the source of this 1742-nucleotide messenger RNA. Its product is annotated as polypyrimidine tract-binding protein homolog 1-like. Lineage: Eukaryota; Viridiplantae; Streptophyta; Magnoliopsida; Poales; Poaceae. Gene Ontology annotation, molecular function: mRNA binding. The transcript has 10 exons. The record is from RefSeq and is a predicted model, not a curated record. Gene Ontology annotation, biological process: regulation of RNA splicing. Gene Ontology annotation, cellular component: nucleus. Bases 211 to 1554 code for a protein of 447 amino acids.
UGGGGGUUCGACCGUUCCAACACUUCCGCGUCCCAAUCGCCGGCUCGUCCCUCUCUCGAACCACCCAUCGCCCAGCCGUUCUAAUCUCUCCUCUCAAGCGUAGCACCGAGUCGACUCCCCACUUCAUCCCAAUUUACCAAACCCUAACCCUAGCAGCUCGUCCCCCAUCUCACCCAGCGCGCGCGCGGCCGCCGCGGUGGGCGACCGAGGAUGCCGUCUGGGUCUACGCAGUUCCGGUACACACAGACGCCGUCCAAGGUGCUGCACCUACGGAACAUGCCGUGGGAGAGUACUGAGGAGGAGCUCGUCGAGCUCUGCAAGCCAUUCGGCAGGGUUGUGAACACCAUGUGCAACGUCGGAGCCAACCGCAACCAGGCCUUCGUGGAGUUCGCAGAUCAAAACCAGGCAAUUUCAAUGGUUUCAUAUUAUGCUUCAUCUUCAGAACCUGCCCAAGUUCGUGGGAAAACUGUAUAUAUUCAGUAUUCAAAUAGGCAAGAAAUAACAAACAAUAAAGGCACUGGUGAUUCUUCUGGCAAUGUCCUGCUUGUCACCUUUGAAGGUGUCCAGCCUAACGAUGUUAGCAUAGAUGUUAUUCAUUUGGUAUUUUCUGCUUUUGGGUUUGUUCACAAGAUAGCAACGUUUGAGAAAGCCGCUGGUUUCCAGGCACUUAUCCAAUAUACUGAUGCUCCAACUGCUCUAGAGGCAAAAAAUUCGUUAGACGGAAGAAGCAUCCCGAGAUAUCUACUGGCUGAUCACGUCAGCAUUUGUCACCUGCGCAUAACAUUUUCUGCGCACAAAGAUUUGAAUAUUAAAUUUCAAUCACAUCGCAGCAGGGAUUACACAAAUCCUUAUCUUCCUGUUAAUCCAACUGCAAUCGAGGGAAUCACACAGCCCAUAUUAGGCUCUGAUGGGAUGAUUAAGGAGCCAGAAAGCAAUGUACUUUUAGCAUCAAUCGAGAACAUGCAGUAUGCUGUUGGUGUGGAUGUUCUACACACUGUGUUCUCUUCUUUUGGUGCUGUCCAAAAGAUUGCAAUGUUCGAGAAGAAUGGUGGAAUGCAGGCUCUGAUUCAGUAUCCAGAUAUAACAACAGCAGGAGUUGCUAAACAAGCUCUGGAGGGACAUUGCAUAUAUGAUGGUGGUUACUGUAAGCUUCAUCUGUCAUACUCUCGUCAUACUGAUCUGAAUGUGAAGGCACAUGACGAGAGGAGCAGGGACUACACCGUCUUGGACCCUAGUGCUCGGGUACAAGCUCCACCUGGAGUAGUAUGGCAAAGCACCACACCUGCUGGUUUUUAUGGAAGCUCAGCAGGAGCGACCUCUGUCGGACAAGUGCCAACCUGGAAUCCUAACAUGCAGCGAGGGGCAUUUGCAAGUGCAUCAACCUCGUAUCCUACACAAUUAUUGAUGGCAAACCCAGGCCCGCACUUUCCAGUGAUCGGAUCAAGCUCUGGAGCUCCCCCGAUGUUGUACCAAGCUUCACAACAGAUGGCACAAUAUGGCACAGCCCCUGCUGCUCUGCCUCAUGCAGGCGAACCAAUGUACUUCCCAAAAUGAGCUAUUCAUCUGAUAGAGCAGUGUCCUAUGCUUUGUGCAGCACUUGUGGUCUUCAAGUUUUGGAACUGCAUUGUAACACUGAUCUGUUCUUGUUAUUUGUGAGAUCCCUGAGGCAAAUGUACCUGUCUGGCUGUUGGUGGCUUUUGGUGCCUGUAAACUGCACAACAAAAUGGAAAAUUACUCGUCUA